GAAGUUUGAACAUAACCUCAAAUAAUAAUUCGUGUAAGAAAGAGAACAUUUUUAAAGAUGUUUUCUCUCUCCCACAAAAAAGAACGCAACCCCGCACAUUGUUAAUAUAGCCAUAACCUAACCUAUCCAUAUAUUUAUUGGUAUAGUCGGCGUCGAUCCAUUUUAUCUCGACUCCUACCAUCGUGUUACUUGUUUUCGGUUAUUUUUUUACUACUCGUUGUCGCCGUAUAUAAUAUAUUAGUGUGUCACUCACUGUCACUGUGUCCUUCGUAUGGUUGCUUAAUAGUUUAUCCUCUGGAAGAUUACAUAUCCGCCACAGAUUCCAUCGUCCUGACGCACCGACGCACCGACGCGGUUCAAUCAAGUCGUUAGUUUUGAACUGCCAGAACUAUUUUGUUCAAUCGUCUACUGUUCAAGUUACAUUUCCGCUGCAGAGCCUAUCACCCUGACGCACCGACACACCGACGCGGAUCAAUCAAGUCGCUAGUUUUGAAGUGCCAGAACCAUUUUGUUAAAUUGUCUGCUGUUCAAGCCUGAUCACAGUCAACUACAAUUUUAUAAAAACAAAACAAAAGCAAUGUCUUCAAAGAAACCCUCUCAACAUAGUGGAGAACCAAGUGGCAUUAGAAGAUCAGCAAGGAAAAGAUGUCCAAAACGACAUCAAACAUUAUCACCUAAUCUGCCAAAAACCAAUAAUGUCAAAGCUGGUAGUAAAUCUGCCAAAGUUCAUACAGUCAUUGAUGAAAGAGUACUUUCAUUACCUAGGUUAAACCCCACUCAAAUUAAACCGGAUUCAGCAAUCUGGUAUGUAGUAAAUCAUGAAGACAAUUAUGAAAUUGAAGAUAUAAUCACAAAUGAGGUAUUUGAUAACAUACAAUGGGAAUGUGAAUCAAUGUUAGCAGAUGUAAUUCUACGCAAAAGACAAAUAAAAACUGUUACUAAUUUGAUUUCUUCUGUGCAAGAAGUUGAUUCACAAAAUAAUGUAGAAAACACUGGUAAACUACCUAUGAUUUUACCUAAAGUUGCUGGAGAAUUAUCUCAUGAUGAUACAUUUUCUUCAAAUAAUGUUGAAAAUGAAGACCUACCCCCUGAAAAUGAAGACCUACCCCCUGAAAAUGAAGACCAACCCCCUGAAAAUGAAGACCUACCUCCUGAUCAAAGCGAAUCGUCAAAAAAAUUUUGGAGUCUAGUUGAACCUUAUCUUGCUGAAGUAAAUAAAGAAUCCCUCAACUGGUUAGAAGAUUUGGUAAUGUCUUAUGACUCUGAACCCGAUAUAAUACCACCUUUAGGUGAACACUAUACAAAAUGCUGGGUACGGGAAGAAAUGCAAAAUCAACAAGCUUCAAGCUCCUCUCGUCAGCCAAAUAUGAAAACUCCACUAGCUGAACGAGUAUCCCCUGAUGUGGUAGAACUAAUUACUAGAGUUAAUAACGCUGCCCGCGGUCGUAAUGAAUCAACACCAAUAUACCAAAAAGUUAUUGCAGCUCUUUUAGAACAUUCAAAUAUGUCACAAAAGGAAAUAGAUAAAGAUAGUGAAAUUGAUAGUGAUGCUGAAGACAAACUAGAAGAAAUGAGCAAUGUUUGUGAAGAAUUUUAUGAAGAACAAAAUAUUAUAAAACAACUGGAGACAUUAGGAUUGAUUGGUAAACAAAUCAAGCAAUUAACAUCAUCUUCAAGUUUACCUCAUUCCUCAUCACAGGAUGCUGAUGAGGAUGAUGAAAUUUUAAAAGAGUUAAUGCAGUGUGAAGCUGCGUUAAGUAAUAUACGAGAACUGAACAAAAACCAAUUGACUGGAUUAUUAGAAAAAUGCUAUGAAGAUCUUUCUCAGCAAAAGAUAAAAAAAAAACUCAAAAAACUGGAUGAUCAGAUUUUAAACUUAAAAAAACAAGGCAAGUCGCGAAAAAAAUCUAGGAAGACUGCACUAAUGAGACAUCUAUUAGAUAAACGCUGUGAUUACAUAAAGCGGUUGCAAUCGUGUAAUAUAAGUUCUAUUAACAGCGAUGAUUCUGAAUUAAGUGAUGAAGAUGUGUAGAGUGAUGCAUGUAUUAUUAUAUCUGAUGAUUAUGUAGUUGUAUCCAACAAUGAGUAAUUUGUUAUUUUAUUUAAUAUGAGGCCGUAGACAUUAAAAUUUAUGUAUCACUACAUAUGUAUACAUUAUAAAGGAAGGUUACUCUUAUUUUUCAUUUGAUAUAUUAUUUUCAUGCCUCUUAAAUAUUUUAGAUGAUUUUUUUUUUCAGCUAGUGGCAUACACAUUUGUUUGUGUCAUCUAUUUGGUAUAUUUAUUUAAAGAUAUGUCUGUUUAUUUAUUGACUUAAUGUUUUUAUGUUAAGACCUUACAAAUUAAUCCUAUUUAGCAUUUUUAUUUUAACCAACUUUUGUUUAUAAAACACAGUAA
This is a messenger RNA of Myzus persicae (green peach aphid), 2395 nucleotides long. RefSeq names its product transcriptional adapter 3-A-like. Gene Ontology annotation, molecular function: transcription coactivator activity. The record is from RefSeq and is a predicted model, not a curated record. The coding region runs from base 578 to 2032 and encodes 484 amino acids. The transcript is spliced from 3 exons. Lineage: Eukaryota; Metazoa; Arthropoda; Insecta; Hemiptera; Aphididae. Gene Ontology annotation, biological process: regulation of transcription by RNA polymerase II. Gene Ontology annotation, cellular component: SAGA complex.